AUGGCCGAGAAUGGAUCGAAGCAGAAGAACUCCAAUCAUGUCAAGAACCGACGCGAUGUGAACAAGGAAAUUCGGACGAAACUGGCCACCCUUAACAGAACCCUUCUAUCUAAUAGCAAAGAGAAGAUACGAAGAAUUAGUAGCGCAACCAAAAUUGGAAACCAGAAAUGGAAGUCACUAGAUACCACGCAGAAGGAAAAGAAAGCACCCAGGACGGCGGCAUCAACUGGCUCGCGACAACCUCGGAAGAAGGAAUCGAUCCAGAAAACCCAAGAAUCAGUCAGAGCGAGGAAGCCUGCAGCCAGCAAACCUAAACCAGAACCCGCUAAAGUUGAAGAUGAUAAAACGCAAAUAAUCAACGGAGAUGAUAGUCUCGAGAUGUCACUUACCUCAUCGACUAGGCAGGCAGAGGUGAAAAGCUCGCAAACAGCACGAAAGGAAAAUGAGACAAACGAUGCUAACUCAGUUGGAACCUACUGCUUAGUCAUGCUGUACCAUGCAUGCGACUCUACCAACUUCGUCAAGGUGGUGGAUAGAGCACCAAGCUAG
Cooperia oncophora is the source of this 549-nucleotide messenger RNA. Lineage: Eukaryota; Metazoa; Nematoda; Chromadorea; Rhabditida; Trichostrongylidae. The record is from the annotation of a GenBank genome assembly.